UUUCUGACAUGCCUCCAUUUUGUCUUCCUGAGCCGGUGCUGGAGAUUGUUCCGCCUCCUUUCCCUGUCUGUUUAUCAGUCUAAAUUUGUAGCAUACCACUGUCCUUUUGGCUGUUGACCAUCUCUGUGGAUAAAGAGGAGUAAUAUCUCAGUGAGGAAGGUCCAGUUUGUCUGCAGUAUUAUUAAUAACCGGAGAGUUUGAGAGGAUGUCAGUGCCGGAGUACUCGUCCUUCUUCGCCGUGAUGGGCGCCUCAGCAGCCAUGGUCUUCAGCGCCCUAGGUGCAGCAUACGGCACGGCAAAAAGUGGUACUGGGAUCGCAGCGAUGUCCGUGAUGCGUCCUGAGCUGAUCAUGAAGUCCAUCAUCCCCGUGGUCAUGGCAGGAAUCAUUGCCAUCUAUGGCCUGGUGGUGGCUGUGCUCAUUGCCAACAACAUUUCUGAAAAUGUGCCUCUGUUCAGGAGUUUCCUGUACCUGGGGGCGGGGCUGAGCGUAGGCCUGAGUGGAUUGGCUGCCGGUUUUGCCAUCGGUAUCGUGGGUGACGCGGGGGUGCGGGGGACGGCGCAGCAGCCACGCCUCUUCGUGGGCAUGAUCCUCAUCCUCAUCUUUGCCGAGGUGCUCGGGCUGUAUGGCCUCAUCGUCGCCCUCAUCCUCUCCACCAAGUAGAUCUCCCAGCAUGCACUGCGGCCGACCGGGAGGCCGAGAGCUGAGGAGAGAGAGGAGAGGUCGGGCAGACCUGCUUCAGCUCACUAACCUGUAGGAGCAAUGGGCUGUGUUUCAAUAACGUUUACACCACUGUCUCUCUCUCUCUGUCUGUCUGUCUCUCUCCAUCUCUAUAUCUCCCUGUCUCCAGCUGUCUCUCUCUCUCUAUCUGUCUCUCUAUCUCCAGCUGUCUCUCUAUCUGUCUCUUUCUCUGUGCUACUUUGGGAGUUAUUUUUAUUUCUCACACUCCUGUUUGUAAAGACUGUGUGUGUGUGUGUGUGUGUGAACAGUGUUUAUUUUUAUCCGGUGGUUUUAUUUAUAUAUACACAGUGAAAGUGAUAGAAACGUUACACCUAUAAAUAUUCAGAUUAAACUAUACAGGUGUGUGUGUUCUCCUGUAUGUGAUGAUGGAUUGUAUUAAAGAUGUGUGUCUGCCUUCCUCAGGCUCUCACAAGUUACAUUUACACCUUUA
Hemibagrus wyckioides is the source of this 1169-nucleotide messenger RNA. It is a transcript of the gene atp6v0cb, whose product is annotated as ATPase H+ transporting V0 subunit cb. Gene Ontology annotation, biological process: proton transmembrane transport. The transcript is spliced from 3 exons. The coding region runs from base 206 to 661 and encodes 151 amino acids. The record is from RefSeq and is a predicted model, not a curated record. Gene Ontology annotation, cellular component: proton-transporting V-type ATPase, V0 domain. Gene Ontology annotation, molecular function: proton-transporting ATPase activity, rotational mechanism. NCBI's taxonomy places the organism in Eukaryota, Metazoa, Chordata, Actinopteri, Siluriformes, Bagridae.